AAUAAUAAGAGCCGACAUCCGGAGCUUAGAUUGCGUGAGAAUGAUUAUAUUAUUAGGUCCCCAAACCAAUUCAACUUUUGGUAUUCAUCAAAUCUUUCCCAUUUCAACUCCCCCAAAUAUACCCAAAUUACUCGAAAUCGACAGGCCACAGUAUAUUCAUAUCCAUAAUCGACAAAUUUAUUCACAAAUUCAGUAAAAAUCUAAGUAAAAUAAAUAACACCACCUGGUGGAUGAUCAUGGGGAUUGUUUUCUUGAUCAAAUCAAACUUUUUCUAAGUUAAAAUGGAUUGUCAAAGGCUGAUUCAUUUAUUCACACUCACUGUCUUUGUAAUCGUUACUGGUACUUGUUCUUCUGCAAAUGAGUAUAUUCGACCUAAACCUCGUCAACUUCUUUCAUUUCCAUGGCAUCAUCGCAGUUCCUCUGAACCCCAACAGGUGCAUAUCUCACUGGCAAAAGAGAAUCACAUGCGUAUCUCAUGGGUAACGGAUGAUUUAUCUGCUCCAUCUAUAGUUGAAUAUGGAACAUCAUCGGGCCAAUACACUGCAAUGGCUCAUGGAGACAGCAUCUCCUACUCAUGUUUUAUCUUAUAUCGCUCAGGAGGGAUACAUCACACUGUUAUUGGGCCACUUAACCCUGGCACCGAGUACUUUUAUCGGUGCGGAGGGGAAGGUCCAGAGUUUAAGCUUAGAACUCCUCCAGCUGAACUACCCAUUACCUUUUCUGUAGCUGGUGAUUUAGGUCAAACAGGUUGGACACAGUCAACUCUGGCCCAUAUAGAUCAAUGCAAGUAUGAUAUGCAUUUGCUUCCGGGAGAUCUUUCCUAUGCAAAUUAUUGGCAAAGUAAGUGGGAUACAUUUGGUGAACUAGUGCAACCACUCGCUAGUUCUAGGCCUUGGAUGGUUACAGAAGGAAACCAUGAAAAAGAAUUCUUGCUGAAAGGUGGAUUUCUGUCAUAUAAUGCACGAUGGAAAAUGCCUUUUGAGGAGAGCGGUUCAAGUUCAAAUCUUUAUUAUUCUUUCGAUGUUGCGGGGGUGCAUGUUGUCAUGCUUGGUUCGUAUACAGACCAUGAUGUAUACUCUGACCAGUACCAAUGGCUAAAGGCUGAUCUUGGUAAGGUAGACAGGAAGAGAACACCUUGGUUGCUAGCUUUGUUUCAUGUUCCUUGGUACAACAGCAACACGGCUCAUCAAGGCGAAGGGGAUGGGAUGAUGUUGGCUUUGGAACCAUUGCUCUACGCUGCUGGUGUGGACGUAGUGCUUGCUGGGCAUGUGCAUGCCUAUGAACGCUCGAAACGAGUUUUUAGAGGUAAAUCUGAUCCUUGCGGUACUGUACAUAUAACAAUCGGUGACGGAGGGAACUCUGAGGGUUUAGCUCAAAGGUAUAAAAAUCCGGCGCCAGAGUGGUCAGUGUUCCGUGAAGCGAGUUUCGGCCAUGGGGAACUCCAGAUAGUGAACUCAUCUCAUGCCUACUGGAGCUGGCAUAGGAAUGAUGAUGAUGAGCCAAUUAAAAGCGAUGAGGUCUGGAUAACCUCUUUAGCUAGUUCAGGAUGCCUUGCCGACAAGGCGCAUGAAUUCAGAAAUCUUCUAGUGCAACCGUAGGACUGUCGAAGAAUUUCAUCAACCGUAGGGUGCCUUGGUAUUUGAAUUGUUCUAGAGCGUGUUUUACAGGUUCUCUGUCAUUACAGCGAUUCGUGCUGGUUAUGGAUUUUGUAUCUUUCUUUCUGUUUCAAAAG
Amaranthus tricolor (Joseph's coat) is the source of this 1732-nucleotide messenger RNA. RefSeq names its product purple acid phosphatase 18. Gene Ontology annotation, molecular function: metal ion binding; acid phosphatase activity. The record is from RefSeq and is a predicted model, not a curated record. Bases 282 to 1598 code for a protein of 438 amino acids. NCBI's taxonomy places the organism in Eukaryota, Viridiplantae, Streptophyta, Magnoliopsida, Caryophyllales, Amaranthaceae. The transcript has 5 exons.